AUGGAGUCAGUCAGGAGAAGUCGCCAGACGAAUAUCCUCGAAAAACCACUUAGCAAAGGAAGAAAUGAGGUAAUUGAUUCAGUUGAAAGUUGGUAUGGAUCAUUUGAAAUGACUUAGUGCCUCAAACAGUGUGUCGAUGGGUUUUGUUUUAGAUCAAUGUAAGCACUUUCGGUUUGCUGUUUUCUGAGAUGAUUCAGUAUUGUCAGAACAGAGUUCACACGGUCCCAGAGCUUCAAACCAAGUGAGUUGCAAAUGUAAAAGUAGUUAUAAAAGCAUUUACUCUCUUGAAAUUGAAAUAAGACUUUGUUGUGCCUUAUUUUGUUCUAGUCAGGGACAUGGGAGGUCAGGUGGGUGAGGGAAGAAAACGAUGGAGGGGGUGGUGGUACAACUAAGUGAGGGGGGUCUUAUUAAUAAUUUAUCAAAUGGGCGACAUUUUUAUAAUUUUGUGUGUGUGUGUGUGUGUAAAAGGGAAAACUUCAAAAAACUUUUGGAAAAGUGUUGUAAGAUCCAAAUAAGGUAGAGGAUGUUUAUCCAGCAGAUAAACCAGGUCUAUUUGACUCCGCAGUGAAGACCAUCUCCAAUCUAAUGCAUCAGUCAAUUCUGUGGGUUCUCAACCAUUUUUAUCAUUUUGGCAUCCAAACAUGAACCUGUGAUAAUUGUGGCCUUGGUAUUUCCAUUUGACUGUAAUCUCAAAAUGCAGGAAAUGGUAUCUUAGAGGCACAUAUCUUAAAAUUUUCCUGGGGGAGCAUGCUCCCAGACCUCCUAGAGGCUCAUACCUUCGGCAAUUGUGGGACGUCCCUUUUUUUAGUUGACAGGGUUGGAAUUUCUGUACAAGAGGCAUAAAAACCUUUUAAGACAUAGCAGGCUUGAAUGAAGAUAUCCUCAAGACCAAUUCUCCAGUCACACCAACCAAAUGUGUUCAACUAGAAUAUGACAAACAGCCAUAGAAAACUAGAACACAGGCUUUUUCAUUAGAAAUAAAAGUACAGUAAGCAGGGUACAAAGAAAAUCACUUUUACAGCUUGCCAUUCGGGCAAGCUGAAGCUAGCAUUAACUAGCCCAGACGUCAUUAAUUAACUAGCCCCAAAAACAUUUUGGCCAGCAGAAUUGAUUUCACAGUUCUUCUGCUGUUCAAAUUCCUCGAAAAACAUCACUUGCCCAUUGGGCAAGUUAAAAACAGAAUUCACUAGUAAGCCUGAUAGCAAAAUCCACUAGCCCCAGGCUAACGGACACUGCUUUCUUUGCACGCUGAGUAAGCAGCCUUUGAAAAGAAAACAAAUUACAAUUAAAAAUCUUCUAAACAUGUUAUCCUUAGAGGUGAAUGGGGAUCAAGCGUUGAUAAAUAGAGGUGUUUGAUUGAAUAAGUAGAGAAUAUUUAUAGGCCUAUGUAUGUAUGUAUGUAUGUAUGUAUGUAUGUAUGUAUGUAUGUAUGUAUGUAUGUAUGUAUGUAUGUAUGUAUGUAUGUAUGUAUGUAUGUAUGUAUGUAUGUAUGUAUGUAUGUAUGUAUGUAUGUAUGUAUGUAUGUAUGUAUGUAUGUAUGUAUGUAUGUAUGUAUGCAUGCAUGCAUGCAUGCAUGCAUGCAUGCAUGCAUGCAUGCAUGCAUGCAAGACUGACAUGAAAUCUUAUCUUGUUAACAGGUUAUCAGAUCUUGGCCAGCAGGUUGGUUCCAGAGUGCUUGAUGUCUUGGUAUUACGAGAAAAAGGAAUGAAGCGGGAAGUGAGAGUACUAAACAUUCUCCUGUUUAUCAAGUCAGUUUUUUGGAAGGUAAGAUUCUUUGAAAAAAUAGCCUGUUCACUUUCCUGAAUUUUUUCGUCUACUGUACAAUAUUGAUCUCUGUAGGGUUACAUAUAACCAUGAAACUUUUUUUGUUGAAUAUCAGUGCUCACCAUAGCUUCAGUAUUAUAUCAUUAGAUUUACCCAAGGCUAAAAGUGAAUCUCCCAUUAAUUUCCCAUAAAAUAAUAAUAAUAAAUAACUAAAUUUAUUUACUUCAAACAAUAAACUUGUAAGCAUUGCAAAGGAAUUCACUUGGAAUUAUCCUGUGGGCAUGGUGUGGACAGAUGAGGUGCAAGUGGACGGUCGGACGACAGAUAGUCAAGCACGUACCAAUAUUUUCACGGAUGGAUAGAUAUCCAAAUUGUCUUAGCUAUGGGGAUCUGCUUAUGGAGCUCCGCUAAUUUAAUGGUUGAGUAAUUCUCGCUUCAGAUCAAACAACUCAUUAUACCUCUUUGCCUUUUAAAAGUCCUGACACUUCCACCCUCAAUGCUAGCAUUUUUUCUAGGCCUUUCUUCUUAUUCUAUUUUUUUGUUUAUUUACUUACUAUAAAAUUUUGUUUUUCCUUGCAGUCAUUGUUUGGGAAAGAGGCUGAUAAACUGGAACAAGCCAAUGAUGAUGACAAAACUUGUAUCCUAUGUUUCAUUAGGAGCGCAAACCUUCUGCGGUUUGCUUUGCCAGUUUAAACCUGUUGCUGUUUUGCUGUUCUUGUUGAAGUCACUGUUGCGUUGCUUAAGGUCCCUAAUGAGGAAUGAGCUGAGGAAUAGCGUUAGACUCUCUUGUCCAACUUUUAUCACCAGGUCAUGUGGAGAACGUCAAUGACUGAUAAUUUUAUAUUAAUCCUCAGUAUUGAUGUUUGUAGUGUUGUACAUCCUGGCAAGCCCUGGCAAAGAUAACGAAAAUAUAUUAAAAAGAGGCUACAUAGACUUCUCCUGGGUUUACAAAUCUUUUAUGGUAACUACAAGUUCAUCACAAAAUUUGUCUGGGCAUGUAAAUUUUAAUUUUAGAACCAAUGUUAAUUAAUUUUGUUCAUGUAAUGAUCACCGCAUGUGAUGGUUGUUAAUAGUUCUUGACUGAUCCUUUGUUCUACAUACUGGUAUUUUAUUAAUUUUAUAACCCUCGCCUGCAACUUGAACUUCAUGCUAACUUGAAACAAAAUCAAUUUCCACUGGAUUUCCUUCAUACAUUUACUGUAAUUUUACCCUCAGUAACCCAAACCCUCGAUAACUCAAACCUCCCACUAACUUGAAAUAAUAUUUUUGUUUCUCUUCAGAUCCUUUUUAUACAAUAAAUUUUAUCCUCAAGCUUCAUAACUCGAACCAUGUUUUAAGUCGAAAAAAUGUAGUAAACUGCAGUCUAAAACACUGAAUUUCUCUCAAAACAACCGUAUUGUUUCGUUACUUUUUUGUCAGUUCAAUUCAAAUACAAUAUUUGGCACUGUACUGAUUAAUCAUGCUCAAAAUAUCAAUAUCUUAUCUCUUGCUGCCCGUGUAGUGAAGGGUACAUGAUACUUGCAUUCCUCCCCCUUCCUAUUUCCUUACUUCUGGUUAUUUGCUUCGAACUCCCAAUAACUCAAACUGUUUUCAAUUUCCCUUGAAGGUUCGAGUUAUUGCGAGUCAACUGUAUAAAAAAAUUAUUAUUAGAGAUUGAAGUAGUAUCUUAUGAAUUAGUCCUUGACACAUGUUGUAGAUUAUAUUAUUGAAAAAGAACCACUUGUCAACAAAUUUAUCUCAGUUCCUAAAGACAAAGGUUUGUAUACAUCAAACAAAUUAACUGCAUUCAUGGUGUUACAUAAUAUUAUACUGUGGCUACUUAGACAAUAAACAUCACAAAUAUAUAAUUAUAUAUUCAAGCUCAUUUGACUUUCCCAGUUAGCUCUUAACAAUGGCGACACUUAUAAUACAAUGAAUAGACUGAGAUAACAUAAAACAUCAGUAAAUAAGUAAUCAUGCUGAGACAUUCAAAUAAUAAGAGGAAUAGGAAAACUUCACAGCACACAUUCACACUCACAUCCAACCAUUUUGAUCAGCUCCCAUGACCAAAGCUCCCUUUUUUUCUGCAAAUAUUAUAUUCUUAUUCUACAAUAAUUUAUUAUAAUAUUGUUAAUAAUAUUAAAUAAAUAUAAAAUGCUAAUGGAACUGUUUUGAAUUUAGUGCUUUAUUGGAAAAAAAAAGCAGUGCUUGUCCCAAUGUGUUUCCCCUCAAAUGUAUCAUAAAAGGAUAUUAUGUCUUCUUUACUGCAUACAUUCUAAUUUUUAUUGAACUUGCCAUUUUCUCCCUGAAAAGGAAGUCUAAACUGUGCCUCAUUUGUUGCUGGAAUUGUGGAAGCCGUGUUACAUGGAUGCAACUUUGUAAGUAUUAGAGUGAGUUACAUAUAUCAUGUUCCAGUUGUUUGAAAGCUGGAUACCAAUAAAUUUUUAUCGGAUCCACCAAAUAAAUUAUUAUCAUUGUUAUUCAUUGAAAAUAUUUACAGGAAGCUUGUUAUAAGAACUUAAAGCAACAUUAUUUGGNGAAUUAGUCCUUGACACAUGUUGUAGAUUAUAUUAUUGAAAAAGAACCACUUGUCAACAAAUUUAUCUCAGUUCCUAAAGACAAAGGUUUGUAUACAUCAAACAAAUUAACUGCAUUCAUGGUGUUACAUAAUAUUAUACUGUGGCUACUUAGACAAUAAACAUCACAAAUAUAUAAUUAUAUAUUCAAGCUCAUUUGACUUUCCCAGUUAGCUCUUAACAAUGGCGACACUUAUAAUACAAUGAAUAGACUGAGAUAACAUAAAACAUCAGUAAAUAAGUAAUCAUGCUGAGACAUUCAAAUAAUAAGAGGAAUAGGAAAACUUCACAGCACACAUUCACACUCACAUCCAACCAUUUUGAUCAGCUCCCAUGACCAAAGCUCCCUUUUUUUCUGCAAAUAUUAUAUUCUUAUUCUACAAUAAUUUAUUAUAAUAUUGUUAAUAAUAUUAAAUAAAUAUAAAAUGCUAAUGGAACUGUUUUGAAUUUAGUGCUUUAUUGGAAAAAAAAAGCAGUGCUUGUCCCAAUGUGUUUCCCCUCAAAUGUAUCAUAAAAGGAUAUUAUGUCUUCUUUACUGCAUACAUUCUAAUUUUUAUUGAACUUGCCAUUUUCUCCCUGAAAAGGAAGUCUAAACUGUGCCUCAUUUGUUGCUGGAAUUGUGGAAGCCGUGUUACAUGGAUGCAACUUUGUAAGUAUUAGAGUGAGUUACAUAUAUCAUGUUCCAGUUGUUUGAAAGCUGGAUACCAAUAAAUUUUUAUCGGAUCCACCAAAUAAAUUAUUAUCAUUGUUAUUCAUUGAAAAUAUUUACAGGAAGCUUGUUAUAAGAACUUAAAGCAACAUUAUUUGGCAUUCAUAUGUCUUUGUCUGUCAUUCAUAAAAAAAACAGCUACAAAAUGACUACUACGUCGACCAAUCAGAGCUCCCAACCAAAUUACAGACAGAUUUUAUGUUGUCAGUAUAGAAUUUUGUUGCUGAGGCUCAAACAUCCUCUCUAGCAAAACGUCCUGAGUAGCAAGGAGUAAGGAGAAACAGCUACUUCUGCAGGCUAAGCCUAAUUUUGGAAUCACUAUGGGGUCUUUUGCUAAGUAACAAAUUUGUUCUGUGACUUCAGGCACAAUAUUUUAAUAUUUUAAAAGUUGCACUAUUAAAUAAAGUUGGUGUCAAUUUAUUGCACUGAAAUGUGUGAACUAAGUGAUGUAAAGAUGCAAUAUUAUUAUAUGUCUAUAUUAGUUUUCUUGCAAAAGUAUAGAGCUAAUGUGAUAACCAGUGCAAGAAAAUCAUGAUGAAAUCUCCAUUAAAUUGUGAAAAAUCCCCUAAUGCCAAGAAGCCUUUGAAGAACCUAAAAUUGAAAAACAAAGUUUUAGGUGAUAAAUGAUUAUGAUACAGUGGAUGGUGUUGACGGACAACAAUAAAUUUUCCUUAUUACUAAUAAUAAUAAUAUUAAUUUUUCUUUUUGGUUGUAGCCUGCAAAGGUCACAGCUCAUUGGCACAAAGGAACAACUCUUAUGAUAAAGUUUGAAGAGUCAGUUAUUAUAAGAGAUAAAUCAUUGGAUGGAAGAUAACAAGUUUCAUUGUAUACUGUGCAGGAAUGUGGCAAUCUUGUAAAUAAUUUGGACAAACACAAUUUAUACUAAGUGGAACAAAGAUAUACAGACUUGUAUUGUAUGGUAUUUACGUUUU
Molecule: messenger RNA, 5960 nt
Organism: Porites evermanni
Lineage: Eukaryota; Metazoa; Cnidaria; Anthozoa; Scleractinia; Poritidae
Source: the annotation of a GenBank genome assembly